This is a messenger RNA of Enterobius vermicularis (human pinworm), 768 nucleotides long. Lineage: Eukaryota; Metazoa; Nematoda; Chromadorea; Rhabditida; Oxyuridae. The record is from the annotation of a GenBank genome assembly.
AUGGCAGACCGCCACAUGCCCAGUAUCUUCCCUGAGUGUGAUCAACUGAAACAGGUUUACGAUAAAUGCUUUACCAGUUUUUUUCAAAAGUUUAUCAGCCCGGAAUAUUCACAUUUGUCGAACACAAAUCCUUGUGAGCAACUGCAUGAAAGUUACAGGAAGUGUGUUGAGCAGCAUCUUGAAAAGAAUAAAUUGUACGAUAUUGAUCUGGAAGAGUUACGUAAGGAAGUUUUAAACACAGAACACGACCGCCUAAAGGCGCAACAGGAAAAGCGUAUGGAUAUUAGUGGUAGUAGCGGUCCUGGAGUUCCAAUAAUACAGGAUUCUGACGCGGAGUCGCGCUUUAACCAGCUGGAACAAACUUUGGAGAACUUUCAGGAAAACGCUAGACAGAUGGGUGUUAUAGCAAGUGAUUUUACAACACGAAGUCAGGAUCCGUUAAAUCAGCGAAUUCAUACUCUUACUUCUGGACUUCAUGAGCUGGAUAGAUUGAAGAAUCAGUUUAUGGACGUAAAUAUUCCAUUAGAGCUUUUGAAGUAUCUGGAUGAUGGCAAAAACCCUCAAUUAUAUACAAAGGAAUGUCUGGAAAGAACACUUGCGAAAAAUAAAGAGGUUAACGGUAAGAUUGAAUGCUAUAAGAAAUUCAGAACGUUGCUUUUAAAAGAGCUCGGCGAAGAAAUGCCGAACGAUGCUGUGAUGUAUCGGAGCUUGAGAGAUAGGACGGGUAACUCACCAGCUCGAGAUGUAGAUACGAGCUUGAGUGGUUGA